Molecule: messenger RNA, 1782 nt
Organism: Anopheles coustani
Lineage: Eukaryota; Metazoa; Arthropoda; Insecta; Diptera; Culicidae
Product: RYamide receptor-like
Exons: 7
Coding region: 1-1668 (555 amino acids)
Biological process (GO): G protein-coupled receptor signaling pathway
Cellular component (GO): membrane
Molecular function (GO): neuropeptide Y receptor activity
Source: RefSeq, a predicted model, not a curated record
AUGCAAGCAACCGACAUCAUCGCUUAUCACAGCGGGAACAACUACACACUCAACCAGACGGAUGUAAGGAUCGUGCUGGAAGAUGAGAGUCUGUACAAGGUGCCGGUCGGGCUGCUGGUGCUGCUGUCGGUGUUCUACGGCACGAUCAGCAUCCUGGCGGUGAUCGGCAACUCGCUGGUGAUCUGGAUCGUCGUCACCACCAAGCAGAUGCAGACGAUCACGAACAUGUUCAUCGCCAACCUGGCGCUGGCGGACGUCACGAUCGGCGUGUUCGCCAUCCCGUUCCAGUUCCAGGCGGCCCUGCUCCAGCGCUGGAACCUGCCCGAGUUCAUGUGCCCCUUCUGCCCGUUCGUGCAGCUGAUCAGCGUCAACGUGUCGGUGUUCACGCUCACGGCCAUCGCCGUCGAUCGCCACCGGGCCAUCAUCAACCCGCUAAGGGCGCGCACGUCCAAGAACAUCUCCAAGUUCGUCAUCAGUGCCAUCUGGAUCAUGUCGUUCGCGCUGGCCGCUCCGAUCCUGUUCACGCUUCGUGUUCGCCCGACUUACUACAUCGUAAUGAGCGGCAUGAACGAAACCUACACCAACGUGACGGUGCCAUUCUGCAAGGUCGUUAACUUCGAGAUGGCGGAGAUUCUCCUCUACCGCUACGUGCUGGUGCUGGUGCAGUACUUUAUCCCGCUGUUCGUCAUCAGCUUCGUCUACAUCCAGAUGGCCUUGCGGCUGUGGGGCUCGAAGACGCCCGGCAACGCGCAGGACUCGCGCGACAUAACCAUGCUGAAGAACAAGAAGAAGGUUAUUAAAAUGCUGAUCAUUGUGGUGGCGCUGUUCGGUGUCUGCUGGUUUCCGCUGCAGCUCUACAACAUCCUGCACGUGACGUGGUCGGAAAUCGACGAUUAUCGCUAUAUCAACAUCAUUUGGUUCGUGUGCGAUUGGCUGGCGAUGAGCAACAGCUGCUACAAUCCGUUUAUCUACGGCAUUUAUAAUGAAAAGUUCAAGCGUGAGUUCCGCAAGCGGUACCCAUUCAAGCGGGACGCCACCUUCAACCACAACCACGACGACAAAACGUCGUCGAUUUUUACGCGCGUCAGCUCGAUCCGCUCGAGCUACGCGACCUCGUCGAUCCGGAACAAGCUGAGCACCAACCGGUACUCGGGCUCCGGCAAGCAACUCCCGGCUCAGUUCAAGUUCCUGCCACCGCCCAACGCCAACCACUACCAUCAGAACCCGCUCCAGGAGCUAGCGGUGGGACGGCCGGGCGUCCCGAAGGGUGGAACGACUUCGAGCGUGAGCGGACAUCCGGCCAUCGCCACGACGACCUUCGACAGAGCGCUCGGCUGGGAACCGACCCGUCGGCACGAGGUGGACCACAAGGAUCAGCAACGGGACGGGAACGUGGCUGGCACGGACGAGGAGGAUGACUUCCAGCAGCGCAACUACGCGCCAUCCAACGGUGAGCAGAGCCUCCGCGAACGGACUCCUCUGCGGUCGAGUGGCAAAACGAACGGACAACGGGGGGUUGCGUCUUCCUUCCAUGAACGGGUCGCCCUGAACCACCCACAUCCGGACAGCGGGGGCGAGAGUUUGGACGACGAGGCGAAACCGACUCCGGCCACGACGCACCUCUACUGCAACGAUCUCGACGAUGAGCUCGACCGUCCGUACGACUAAGAGCGGUCCGUUCGCGUGGCAAGCAGAACACCCGACGCGGAGGAAUUUACAAAUCUAGAGAAGCUUUUUCAUUGUUUUACGGAGUACAAAAUGAGAGCUAUAUUUACGAUGUCU